Sclerotinia borealis F-4128 is the source of this 1005-nucleotide messenger RNA. NCBI's taxonomy places the organism in Eukaryota, Fungi, Ascomycota, Leotiomycetes, Helotiales, Sclerotiniaceae. The record is from the annotation of a GenBank genome assembly.
AUGAGAUUCUCCUCUGAUUGUUUGGUUCGCCAGUUAUUGCGGCAAGGAUCAAAGACAGCAUCUUUCCAUUCGGUGACGAGACGACAACAAACCUCCUCAGUUCGAAUAAUUCCAUCGCGGCAUAGCUUCAGUUUUGACCGAGUUGGUAUCAAGACUAUAGCAAUCCAGGAAUCUGAAAUGCCAGUUCGAAUGCUGGUCCUCGAGACAGAUUCGCCACAUCCUGAUAUUAAGGACGAUAAGGGCGGAUAUAGUGAUAUCCUCAACUCAUUAUUCAAGAAUGCCGGAAAAGAACACGAUCCACCACUGGACAUUGAGACAGAAAUGCACUAUGUUGUAGAUGAUCUUGAGAAUGACCAACAUGGACAUGUUCCUCAAGUUUCUGACAUCGAUCCAUCAAUUAAAGCCAUAUUGAUCACGGGUAGCAUGUACGAUGCUCACGGGGACAAUCCGUGGAUCAAACAAUUAUUGCAGUUCUUGCGAGCUUUGUGGAUUGAACGGAAGGAUAUGAAAUUCAGCGGUGUUUGUUUUGGCCACCAAAUAUUAUCACGGGCUUUGGGAGCAAAGGUUGAACAAGAACCGGCUGGAAGAUGGGAGUUGGCACAUACGGAAAUGAAUCUGACGUCUGUGGGCCAAAAGUUGUUCCAAACAAAGAAUAAAACACUCAGUCUGCACCAGAUGCAUCAGGAUCAAGUGACUACUGUUCCAUCAGCGUCGACAACAGACUUGCUUUCCAAGGACGAUAUCGUGCAUGUUUGGGCCAGUACAGAGCAUACAAAGAUUCAAGGUCUCUAUAUGAAGGAAAGGUUAUUUACCAGUCAGGGACAUCUGGGUUUUGAUGAAGAUAUGGUACAUCGUGAGAUUGAUAUGCGUGUUGAGAGUGGCGGAAUCGAGAAUGAGGAAAUAGCGGAGGAGGGAAAAGACACCGCACAUCUAAGACAUGAUGGGAUGGCGGUCGCUGGUGCAAUUUUGAGAUUCUUCCAUGGAGAUGACCGAGAAAUUCAAUGA